GUCCCCUCGCUCUGCAGGCUCACAGCCGAAAGGAUGGAGAACUCGUCAGUGGCCUCGGCCUCCUCGGAGGCGGGCAGCAGCCGCUCGCAGGAGAUCGAGGAGCUGGAGCGCUUCAUCGACAGCUACGUGCUGGAGUACCAGGUGCAGGGGCUGCUCAGCGACAAGACUGAGGGCGACGGCGAGAGCGAGAAGACGCAGUCCAACAUCUCUCAGUGGACGGCGGAUUGCAGUGAGCAGCUCGAUGGCAGCUGCUCCCCAUCCAGAGGGAAGGGCUCGUCGUCCCACCAGCACAAGCAGGAAGAUUGGGAUCACAGCAGCGGCGGGAGCGCAGGAUCGCGGCCGGGGUCAGGCUCCAGGUGUGGCUCUGGAUCGAGGUCUGGGAGGAGCAGCCAGUUGAGGCGCACUACCAAGAAUGGCAACAAGGAGGGCUCCCUUGACAUGCUGGGCACUGACAUCUGGGCUGCCAACACCUUUGAUUCCUUCAGUGGUGCCACGUGGGACCUGCAGCCUGAAAAACUAGAUUUCAGCCAAUUCCACAGGAAGCUCCGGAACACCUCCAAACACCCACUGCCCCACAUCGACAGGGAAGGGCUUGGAAAAGGGAAAUAUGAGGAUGGUGACAGCAUCAAUCUGAACGACAUCGAGAAGGUCCUCCCAGCGUGGCAGGGUUACCACCCGCUGCCUCAUGAAGCUGAAAUCGCACACACCAAAAAGCUGUUCAGAAGGAGGAGAAACGACAGGCGGCGACAACAGAGACUUCCUGGUGGGAACAAGUCCCAGCAGCACGCAGACCAUCAGCAAGGUGGUACCAAACACAACAGAGAUCACCAGAAGCUCUACCAAGGAGGUCAGGCCCCUCACUCCUCUGGUAGACCAGGCCACCACGGCUACAGCCAGAACCGGCGAUGGCACCACAACCAGAAGCACUCGCCCAAUGACAAAGAGACGCACAGGAGCACCAAAGAGACUGAGAAUCUGAAAAUCGAGGACACCUCCACUGGCACAGGGCACAGCCCCGUGGAGGCGCAGCGCAGUCCGGAGGCGGUGGAGAAGCACUCCCAGCCGUACAGCCCAGAGGUGGAGACCAAGAGGAAGGACAGCAUUCACGAGCGCGUUGGGGAAAGGCCCAAGAUCAACUUGCUUCAGUCUUCCAAAGACAGGCUGCGGAGGAGACUAAAAGAAAAGACGCCUUGUCUUUCCCUUUUCACGGACCAGGACGAAGUCACAGUGGAAACCACCCACCCUGAAAAGAACAAAAUGGACAAAUUAAUUGAAAUCCUUAACAGCAUGCGUAACAACAGCAGUGACGUUGACUCCAAGCUGACCACCUUCAUGGAGGAGGCUCAGAACUCCACCAACUCUGAGGAAAUGCUUGGGGAGAUAGUUAAAACCAUCUACCAGAAAGCAGUGACAGACCGCAGCUUUGCUUCCACGGCUGCCAAGCUCUGUGACAAAAUGGCCCUCUUCAUGGUGGAAGGAACCAAGUUCCGGAGUCUGCUCCUCAACAUGCUGCAGAAGGAUUUCACCAUGCGGGAGGAGCUGCAGCAGCGGGACGUGGAGCGCUGGCUUGGCUUCAUCACCUUCCUCUGUGAGGUCUUUGGCACCAUGAGGAGCAGCACCGGGGAGCCCUUCCGAGUCCUUGUGUGCCCCAUCUACACCUGCCUCAGGGAGUUGUUACAAUCUCAGGAUGUGAAGGAGGAUGCCGUGCUGUGCUGCUCCAUGGAGCUGCAGAGCACCGGCCGGCUGCUGGAGGAGCAGCUGCCUGAGAUGAUGACGGAGCUGCUGGCUGCGGCCCGCGACAAGAUGCUGUGUCCCUCUGAGUCCAUGCUGACGCGUUCCCUCCUGCUGGAGGUCAUCGAGCUGCACGCCAACAAUUGGAACCCGCUGACGCCCACCAUCACGCAGUACUACAACAAGACAAUCCAAAAACUGACGGCCUGAGGGGCAGGGCAGGGUGGGGUGGGAAGGGGCGAGGAGAAGACGUGCACCUUAGCGGGAUUCCAGUUGAUGUACCCAAGCAGACAAACCCCAGCAUGCUCGAGAAUUAUGUUCGUGGGGUGGGGAGGGAGAAGCAUGUUUCUUUCAGCCUCGUCGCCAAGUGCCACCCCUCCUCCCUGCCGUGUUUUUGUUGUAGGGUUUUCUUUUCUGAAAUCGGCGUGUCCCGCCGGGUUAUUGUUUGGCUUUAGAAAGACGACGGUGAGUCGGAGGAGCGAGCCCAAUGGGGCCAGGAUUGUUUUCACGCUGUCCCCCUGCCCGGCUCCGGCCAACUGGCAGCAGGCAGCACACAGCAGAUGUCUGGGGAGGACAAAGCGUGGCACACACUACACAGACACUCAUCACUGACGGCUUUUGUGCAGCGGAGCUCUCGUUAUUUUAUUUUUCGCCCUCCUCUUCUCUUCAGCUUUCUGCCCCCACCUCCGCUCCGUCUCCUCCGGAUUUCGAUGGGCACAUAGGAUGGCUUUCUGAUUUGCACUGGGUUUUGUUUUUUUUUUUCUCGUGUUUUUAUUCUAUUUUAUCUUAUGACCGUCAAAACGGACAGUUGCGAUCCGCGCGGAGAUGGGGCAGCAGUGCUCACCCUCCGCUCACGAAUGGUUUCAUGAAGAUGCUGAAGCAGGAGAAGGAUUUUACAAGAGCCCAAAAGCCACUUUUGGAGAAACGUAGCCACAGUCUUCUUGCCAGAAACCUCGCAGAUUUACCCAAAAACACGUGCCCUGAGCUAGGAGCUCUGCAGAACACGGGAUGCUGCUAUGCUGCAGCAUCUCCCAUCCACUUAACAGUAGCCCUUUUUUUUUUUUUAAAUUUUUUUGUUGUUGUUGUUUCUGUUGAAAGAGUGCUUUAUUGUAAUUACUGUCAUCAUUGUAAUUAUACAUUUAAGAGCAGGCCUGUUAUAGUCAGGCCUAUUCAUGUACAGGGCAAGGGAGAAAUGAAGACUUGGUGUUCUUGGGAAACCAGCAGAGAGAAGGCAAAAAGCAUAUGGCAAAAAAAGGGAGGAAAAAGAAGAGGAAAACAACGAGAAGCCGAAAAUACAGGUUUCCUGCUGCUUUCUCGCUGGCUGCAUUUCCUACCUAGUUUGUAGACUGCGAUUCAGUGGGCUUGGAGGUUCCUUCCAACCCAUCUGUGCCAUGGUUCUGUGAUCUUCAAGGUCCCUUCCUACCCAACCAUUACGUGGUUCUGUGGAUCUCUGGGGAGCUGGAAGAGCGGAGACUUUUGACGUGAAGGUGUUGAGGAAGUGAGAGUCUUGGUUAGACGGUUCAGAGCGCUGGGAGCCGUUCGGUUGGUUGCCUGUUGGUGUGUCUGCAGAUCCACACCUGGAGUACGAGAGAGGAACUGGGGAGAAGAGCUUCAGCGGUCCUAAAUGCUGAGGAAACAGAGAGAUGGUUGCCUGUAUGGAAGGACUGAUACCAGGAUCUGAGCUGGCAGCCUCCCCACAGCCCACAGCACAGCAUCCCUUGGACCCUGCUCUCUGACUGGAGCAAAAGAAGGAAAAAAGAAGGAAAAAAAAUAUA
This is a messenger RNA of Centrocercus urophasianus (Greater sage-grouse), 3506 nucleotides long. It is a transcript of the gene CTIF, whose product is annotated as cap binding complex dependent translation initiation factor. Gene Ontology annotation, cellular component: cytosol. The record is from RefSeq and is a predicted model, not a curated record. Gene Ontology annotation, biological process: regulation of translational initiation. Gene Ontology annotation, molecular function: RNA binding; translation activator activity; protein binding. NCBI's taxonomy places the organism in Eukaryota, Metazoa, Chordata, Aves, Galliformes, Phasianidae. The coding region runs from base 34 to 1941 and encodes 635 amino acids. The transcript has 12 exons.